AUGCUCGCAACGCCAUCGGCAUCGUCCGGGUCCAGGGAGGCUCUGGCAGGCAGUGAGGCUCUUGCCAAGAGCCUCGAGCGCCCGGAGGGCGAGCAUGUCCUGCUCCCCAAAGCUCUACGGAUCGCUGGCCGCGAGUAUCGCUCUGCCAAGAUCCUGCGAGAGUUCCGGACAAAGAGCAGAGCGCGUCUCCUUCAACUGGAGCCUGGCUCUGUUCUCUUCAUCGCGAAGUUUGAGAACGUCUUUCCCGAGUACGCCGUAAUGGCUGCGCUGCGGCAGUUGAACAAGCACUGGCAGAAGCAUCGUCUUUUCAUCGGCAGCGAGCCGGUGCAGGCAAGCACAUUCGGCGUUUUUCCUAUGGGCCCCGCACUGGGCCUGGUCGAGGUCGUUCCGCACAGCCGCACUCUUCGGGAGUUGUCUGAAGGCAUUCCCUUCGGGGAGCGGCAGUACCGCGUGCUGCGUGCUUUAGGUGGAGAUUCGAAGCGUUUGGACCGACUGGCUGCCAGCGUCUGUGCCUACCUUACCUCGGGCUACGUCCUCGGUAUCCGAGAUGGCCAUGACGAUAACCUGAUGCUUCAUCGGGAUGGCAACCUCUUCCGCGUCGACUUUGGAUUCGCUUUCGGGCGAACGCCGGAAAUUGAUGCCCCUGGCAUCUUCGUUCCAAAUGCUGUUGCCGUGGCCCUCGGGGAGCCUCGCUGGCGGCAGGUGAUGUGUGCCUGCAAAGAGGCGCUGCAGGCCUUGGGCAGCCGACCAGGACGCCCUCCAGCUUGGGACUGCUUGGCUAAGGUCCCCGAGCUCAAAGCGUUCCUCCAUGACGUCCACGAGCAUACGAGCACCCUGAGCUCGCAGAACUUCGAGUACCAGGUGGCCCAUGCCACAGAGUGGACCCUGCAGCGCGCGGCCAAGAACACUCUGCGAGAAGCUGUUCGAUACAUCACCGCCGAAAGCGAGGUGAAAA
This is a messenger RNA of Symbiodinium sp. CCMP2592, 955 nucleotides long. The record is from the annotation of a GenBank genome assembly. NCBI's taxonomy places the organism in Eukaryota, Dinophyceae, Suessiales, Symbiodiniaceae.